Messenger RNA from Bolinopsis microptera, 907 nucleotides. Its product is annotated as haloacid dehalogenase-like hydrolase domain-containing protein 3. The record is from RefSeq and is a predicted model, not a curated record. The transcript has a single exon. Gene Ontology annotation, cellular component: nucleus. Bases 1 to 723 code for a protein of 240 amino acids. Lineage: Eukaryota; Metazoa; Ctenophora; Tentaculata; Lobata; Bolinopsidae.
AUGAGACGAGUGAUAUCGCUGGAUUCUACUGGCACCCUCUUAAACAUAUCCAAAUCAGUUGGACACCAGUACCUCCGAAUCUUAGAUAGCUUCUUUCCCGGUUCCCUCUCUGCCCAAGAUAAAACACUCCUGACUAAAGAAUUCAAUGUAAACAUGCCCCUACAUUACAAGGAGGCUCUCAAGAAGAAUCCCAAUUUUGGACAUGGUAGUAUAGGGGUUUAUGAAUGGUGGAAAGGGCUAGUUCGGCAGCUCUACCUGUCCUCUCACAUCGACAUGAAGGAUUACCAGUUUUCUCUUCUCUUUGACGACACUUACAAUCAGUUCAGGACGACAAACUGUUGGGACAUGUACCCGGAAACAAUCCCAGUUCUUGAGGAGAUCCAGGCUCGUGGUAUUGAUGUGGUGGUUACCAGUGAUUUCGAUGUGGGUCUUGUGAAUAUUCUCCGACAACACGGACUGUUUAAACCUGAUGACAUCUCCAGCUCUCUUGUCAAAGAGGUGAUCACCUCCUAUGAGCAGGGUCUUGCUAAGCCGGACCUUCUCAAGUUGGUGAAAGAGAAAUGGGACAUUACUGUGCACGUGGGGGACAGUUACGAGAGAGAUGUGGUGGGGGCUGAGAAAAUAGGGGUGUUGCCCAUUUUUGUAGAUAGGGGGAACAGUGGCAUUUGUAAACUUCACCCUUCCGUUCAGACGUUAUCAGGGAUUUUAGAUUAUAUCAAGUGACACAUUGUGGGUUUUCAGAGCUUAAAGGGUUUUUAUAUGAUUUGAAUGUGAUCGAGCUUCAUUUUCAAGCACAUCCAUAAAUACCCCAAUAGUUAACUUUGAAUUUCCUAUGAAUAGUCUGUACAAUGAUUUGGUGUAUAAAUGUAUGGUUAUUAAGCAUAAUUUCAUUGAAGUCAAUUUAUGA